Messenger RNA from Panicum hallii, 983 nucleotides. RefSeq names its product lamin-like protein. The coding region runs from base 224 to 721 and encodes 165 amino acids. The transcript is spliced from 2 exons. The record is from RefSeq and is a predicted model, not a curated record. Gene Ontology annotation, cellular component: plasma membrane. NCBI's taxonomy places the organism in Eukaryota, Viridiplantae, Streptophyta, Magnoliopsida, Poales, Poaceae. Gene Ontology annotation, molecular function: electron transfer activity.
GCUCACUCACUCGCGUCCCAUCCCAUCACGUCGUGUGUUCACUCUCUCCCCGUCGCCCUUCAGCUCAGCUCAGCUCAGCUGAGUUCGAGCUAGAGACAAGAGCCACCCACGCGAACGCCGCCACCUCGCUCGGGUCUCUUCGCCAGCCCGCUGCUCCGGCAAUUGCUCGCUGCUGUUUGAUUCUGCUGAGGGGAGGAGGCGGCGGCGGAGCGGCGGGGAAGGGAUGAUGGGGCGGAUGCGGGUGCCGGCGGCGGCGCUGCUGGUGCUGGCGGCGUGCGCGGCGCUGCCGUCGGGGACGGCGGCGAACAAGAUCAGCAUCAACUGGAAGCCCAACACCAACUACUCCGACUGGGUGACGCAGCACAGCCCCUUCUACAAGGACGACUGGCUCGUGUUCUACUACACGGCGGGGCAGGCGGACGUAGUGCAGGUGGACGAGGCCGGGUACAACAAGUGCGACGCCAGCAACGCCAUCUACAACUACAGCAAGGGCCGCAGCUUCGCGUUCCAGCUCAACGAGACCAAGACCUACUACUUCAUCUGCAGCUACGGAUACUGCUUCGGCGGGAUGCGCCUCGCCAUCAAGACCGAGAAGCUGCCGCCGCCGUCCCCGCCGCCGUCCGCCAGCCACAAGUCCGCCGCAGCAGCCUUCGCAAGGUCCCACGCCGCGGGCAUCUACGUCGCCGUCGCCGCGCUCGCCGCGCUCCUCAGGAUGGUCUAGCUAGGCAAAAUCUAGCCAGCCAGCCCUCCGUUCGAGUUCUUUCGUUCAAUUUGGAGCUCUUGUUUUCUUUUUUGUUUCUUCCUUUUUUUUAUAGUGUGCUUGGGCUCUGAAGAGGAGUCGUAGUAGUGGAGUGUGUUGUGUUGGGUUUAUUAGUGGCGUGGAUUUGCGGAAGCGAUUGAUUGAGCUGAGAGAUUGAUUUAUUCCCUGUGUGAAGAACUCUAGCUGAAGUAACCUAGCUUUGCAUCUUGUCACGGAGAUAAAA